GACGUCAGAUGACUUCACGACCAUGCGGAGCAAGCUAGAAAAAUAUAGUGAUUUGUGAAACAUCUGUGAAAUUACAAUCUGUGACAUCGAGACAAAUAUAAUCAUUUUUAUUCAUUCUUUUGUGAUUGUUGUGGAUACUUUUACUUGGAGGCGAUAAUCCCCAACACUUGGCACCUUCCGACGGGAUUUUAGAGCUUGGUGAGUACACUUAAACAGCGAAUUUUGGGACUAUUUAUCGUUCGUCUAAUUCGAACUCGAACAUAAACAUUCGCCUUCGGGGCGAAAUUUGUCGACUAUGGAGGUCGCUGAAGAGAAAUUAAAGACAAAACUCGCUCAAUUAAACUUAACAGCGAAUAGAACAGCGUCUAUUGUGGAAAAGGGGCAUGUGGAAGCGAUAGAAAGGCAUAAAAAUACACUGAGAACUGUGAUAAAUGAAAUAGAUCAAUUGCGUAUUGAAAUCGAAGCGUACAAAAUAUCAGGGAAAACUGGGGACGAAGAAUUAGAUGCGUGGAAUGAGAAUAUUGAUACGCAUAUUGCAAAGGGUGAUCAAAGCGUAGAAACCUUGAAAGAUUGGCUAAAUAAUCGAAAGACAGAGCGUAAAACACACGAGAGAGAAGAGCAGAUCCAAUUCGAGGUCAAGUUGCAAGAGACCAAAGCUAUGUUCAAGUCAAAACCUGAGAGAAAUCAAGACAGUUCUCCCCAAUCUCAUAGCGAAGCAACAAAUGUUCAAGCGAAACUACCUAAAUUAGUCAUCACUAAAUUUAACGGGUCAUUUACUGAUUGGAACAGAUUCUGGGGUCAAUUUACGGAGUCAAUUGACAAAUCCAGUUUGCCAGCGAUUACUAAAUUCUCAUACUUGAGGGAACUGUUAGAAGACAAAGUGAGAAAAACUGUAGAAGCGCUGCCAUACUCAGCAGAGGGUUAUGAUAGAGCGGUAGCCAUCCUUAAAGAGAAGUACGGGAAGGAACGGGAGAUUGUUAAAGCUUAUGUGAAGGAAAUAUUAGAGCUUCCCCCAGUUCACACAGCCAAUGCAAGGAAGAUUCAUGAGUUCUGUGAGAAACUAACAUACAAUGUGCAAUCACUCCAGACCAUGAAUAAACUUUCUCAAGUAGAUGGAGCAGUGGCAAUGACUUUAGAUAAAUUACCAGCUAUCAGAGGAGAUCUCGUUCGCACAGACCAAGACUGGGAAAAUUGGGAUUUUGUACAACUUACAGAGGCCCUUCGACUGUGGGCAAGAAGAAACCCGAUCACUGAGAACUCCAACUCCGAAGACAAGGAUCGAAGACGAGACAGAAUGGGUCGGACUUACCACACUCGCCAAGGGACUGGGGCACAACGUGUGUGUGUAUAUUGCAAUGCUACUGAUCAUAAAUCAACAAGCUGCCCAACAGUUAAAACAUCAGAGGAGCGCAGAAAAAUACUAGCAAGUAAAAAACUGUGUUUCAACUGUACUGGAGCCUCCCACCGAGCAGCGGAAUGCAAAAGUACUGUGACCUGUCACGACUGUGGUAGACGACAUCACACCUCAAUCUGUGAAAAUCCAAAGAAACCUGAGGGGUUCAUGUCAGCCCAUAGAGCAGAAGACAACCAAGUUAUUUAUCCAGUGGUGGUCAUUGAAGUUGAUGGUAUAAAAACAAGAGCUCUACUUGACACCGGCUCAGGGAGUUGCUAUGCCUCAGCCAAACUUAUAGAUGCUUUGAACAAGAAACCGAGGGAGAUCCAAACAAAACGGAUUGAAAUGAUGCUGGGAUCAACAACAACCAGAGUUGAAAUCUACCCUGCAACUAUCAAAGGAGCUGAUUGUCAAUUCACAAUGGAAGUCGAACUAUCCAAGGUCCAUAAGCCACAACUGAUGGAAAUUGAUAAUCCUCGGUAUGAAGAGUUGUUAAGCAAGUACAGCCAUUUGAAGGGAGUAAGAAUAGAUGAUCCUGAUGACAAACCACACCUUCCAAUACAUGUAGUUCUCGGAGUUAAUGAGUAUGCCAGCAUCAAGACAACAACUGCACCGCGAGUUGGGAAACCUGGGCAACCCAUUGCUGAACGUACUCGCUUGGGUUGGGUGCUAAUGUCGCCUGGUAGGGAAGAUGUGACCAGUCCCCUUCUGCUAACCCGAUCAGUCAGUACAGACUAUGAGCAGCUGUGCUCUUUGGAUGUGCUAGGACUUGCUGACAAGCCAGAGAAUGACCAAGGAACUGUAUAUCAGGAAUUCAAGGAGCAACUACAACGAAACGAGGCUGGUUGGUAUGAAACAGCGUUGCCUUGGAAGGCCAACCAUCCGGAACUACCAACAAAUGAAGUAGGCAGUCAGAGAAGGUUACGGCAACUUGUCAAACGGCUUGAGCGAGAGGGGAAUUAUGACGAGUACCACAGCAUCCUUCAAGAACAGCUCGAAAGCGGAGUGAUUGAAAGAGCACCCACAGUACCCAAAGGCAAAGAAUACUACAUCCCACAUAAAGGAGUGUCCAAGAAAGAGGCAGAAAGUACAAAGUUGCGGGUGGUCUAUGAUGCAUCUGCACGAGAAGAUGUGAAGCAUCCCUCCUUAAACGACUGCUUGAAUCCAGGACCAUCACUUCAAAACAUGCUAUGGAACAUCCUGAUAAGAUCACGUUUCCACCCGAUCCUGUUGACAGGGGACCUCCAGAAAGCGUUUUUGCAGAUUAGAAUAAAGGAGGAAGAGAGAGAUUCAUUGAGGUUCCAUUGGACACCACCUGGCUGUACCGAAACCCAAGUAUACCGUUUCACAAGAGCCUUGUUUGGGCUAACUUCAUCGCCUUUUCUUCUCGCGGGAGUCCUCGACCAACAUUUAGAACUGUGGGAACGCCAGUACCCUGAAAUCGUUAAAGAGAUUCGCGAAGGGCUGUACGUGGACGACCUAAUGGUUGGCGGUGCAUCAAUUGACAUUGUGCAAGAAAAGAAAGACACGUCCAUCGAAGUUUUCCAAGACGCCUCUUUUACGCUUCAUAAAUGGCACUCAAAUGCCAGAGAACUUGAAGCCAGCGGUAGUUCAGCAGCAGACGAUGAAUUGACCUAUGCUAAGCAGCAGUUAGGGACGAGCCGACCGGGCACAAAGCUUUUAGGACUACCUUGGGACAAGGAUAAAGACACCCUGAAGGUUGGGCUGCACAAAGAUGAAACUAUCACCACAAAACGAGGCGCUCUUUCUCAACUAGCAAAGAUCUAUGACCCCCUCGGUCUGGCCUCGCCAACGACCCUGCAAGGGAAAUUUAUUUACCGUGAGAUGUGUGAAAGCAACAUAGCCUGGGACGGUGAACUCCCAGCAGAGCUGAGAAAACAAUGGAUCGACUGGGUUUCCAAACUUCCUAGAUACGUUGAAGUUGAGCGAACUCUGGCACCACAUCAUCAACCAAUCUUAGAAAUCGUAUUGCACGCAUUUGGAGAUGCUAGCAUAAAAGGGGUUAGCGCUGUUGUCUACGCGGUCGUCCGACAGGAGAAUGGGACAUCGCAAGGACUCGUCUGCUCAAAGUCUCGGUUAGCAAAGCGAAAUUUAACCAUUCCCCGGCUUGAGUUAGUGGCCGGUCACAUGGCGAUCAAUCUGGUGACUAACGUCCGGUUAGCUAUCAAUCUAUUCCCAGUGUCAGUACACUGUUGGCUUGACUCGACUGUGGCACUCUUCUGGAUUCACGGGCACGGGGAGUACCGGCAGUUCGUUGCGAACAGGGUGCGCAAAAUACAGGAGCAUCAGGAGGUCAAGUGGCAUUACGUGCCGACCAGUGAGAACCCCGCGGAUCUGGGUAGCCGUGGCGGAAGUGUCGAACAUAAUCAACUAUGGAACCAUGGCCCGAGUUGGUUGAGCGAAGAAACUAGUUGGCCAUCGGACAAGAUCUUAGAGCCCAACGAGGAAUCUAACGCUGAGUUAAAGGUGACUCGAAGCAUCUUCGCAAUGACAACUCACGUCCGUGAUGACUUCGACCGACUACUUGAUGCUUACGAAGUUCACAAGAUUCUGCGAAUUUGUGCAUGGAUUCGGCGAUUUAUCCGGAACUGCAGGACGAAAGCAGGGGUUCGGCAAGACGGCCCACUAGUCGCAAGUGAGAUUGAACAACAGAGACUUUGGUGGAUUAAACGAGCACAACUAGAAUGUCAAGGAAGAGCCAGUUUCAAGGAAGAGCAGCUACAACUGAAUCUGCAGCUAAACAACGAAAAUAUCCUUGAAUGUAGAGGGCGAAUUGAAGGAGAGUUUCCAAUCUACCUGCCAGACAGUCAUCCCUUUACGAACGGAAUUGUACGACAAGCACACCUAUUGACUUUACAUGGGGGUGUGUCCCUGACAAUGGCAAAGGUACGCGACGACUAUUGGAUUCCCAGAUUGCGCCGUUUGGUCAAGAAAGUGAGGAGUGCCUGCUGGGGUUGUAAGAGAUUUAGAGCACAAGCAUAUCAGGCGCCACCCCCAGGAAACCUUCCAAGCACACGGACACAAGGGUCUGCGCCAUUCCAAGUAAUUGGCGUAGACUUCGCUGGCCCGAUUUACUAUCAAUCAAAACCUGGAACUGAAAACAAGGCAUAUCUAGCGCUGUUUGGUUGCAGCCUGACACGGGCCGUGUAUCUAGAUUUAUUGAAGUCAAUGGAAGCACCUGAGUUCAUACUGAGCCUGAAACGGUUUAUCGCACGUCGAGGCAGGCCAAAGCUUAUCUACUCGGACAAUGCUUUGACCUUUAAGGCGACCAAGAAAUGGCUCCGAUGUGUACAGAAAGAUGAACGUCUCAAUGAUUACCUGGCUGACCUUUCCAUCAAGUGGCAGUUUAACUUGAGCCGUGCCCCUUGGUGGGGAGGUCAAUUUGAACGCUUAGUCGGCCUGUUUAAGAGUGCCUUUUACAAGAGUAUCGGAAAUCGGACAUUAAGAUGGAAUGAGCUUGAGGAAGUUGUGAUUGAUGUGGAGGUCUGUCUUAACAAUAGGCCUCUGAGCUAUGUGGAGGACGAUGUUGAACUCCCACUACUAACCCCUAACACGAUGCUGACGAUUAACCCUAACCACGCACCUGAAUUAAAGGCGCACCACAUGGACGAAGCAGAUUUACGGAAACGAGCUAAGCAUAUUAAGAGAUGCAAAGAAGCCUUGUGGAAUCGCUGGACGAGAGAGUAUAUAAGAAGCCUACGCGAGCAGCAUCGUCGUGCUGGAGGAGAACAAACCCCAUACCCAACCGUUGGUGAAGUGGUUAUUAUAAAGGGUGAAUCGAAAAACCGGAAUAUGUGGAAACUUGGUAUCGUCACUGAAUUGAUAAAGGGAAGAGAUGGAAUAACGAGAGCAGCAAAAUUAAAGGUUGGGACAGGAAACCUGGAACGUGCCCUUCAACACCUAUGCCCUCUCGAACUGUCCUGUGAUUGGCAACAACCACCUCGACUUAACGCAAGUGCGCCUGCGUUUCAACCACGACCAAAAAGAGACGCGGCAGCUGCGGCGGAAUUGCGUAUUCGACAAACGGCGGAAGAAGACAAAGAAGAAUAA
Messenger RNA from Dendronephthya gigantea, 5464 nucleotides. RefSeq lists its product as uncharacterized. Gene Ontology annotation, biological process: DNA integration. NCBI's taxonomy places the organism in Eukaryota, Metazoa, Cnidaria, Anthozoa, Malacalcyonacea, Nephtheidae. Bases 296 to 5464 code for a protein of 1722 amino acids. The record is from RefSeq and is a predicted model, not a curated record. Gene Ontology annotation, molecular function: zinc ion binding; nucleic acid binding. The transcript has a single exon.